Molecule: messenger RNA, 528 nt
Organism: Leishmania braziliensis MHOM/BR/75/M2904
Lineage: Eukaryota; Euglenozoa; Kinetoplastea; Trypanosomatida; Trypanosomatidae
Product: beta-tubulin
Exons: 1
Coding region: 1-528 (175 amino acids)
Biological process (GO): mitotic cell cycle; microtubule cytoskeleton organization
Cellular component (GO): cytoplasm; microtubule
Molecular function (GO): GTPase activity; structural constituent of cytoskeleton; GTP binding
Source: RefSeq, a predicted model, not a curated record
AUGCGUGAGAUCGUUUCCUGCCAGGCCGGCCAGUGCGGCAACCAGAUCGGCUCUAAGUUCUGGGAGGUGAUCGCCGACGAACAUGGCGUCGAUCCGACUGGCUCUUACCAGGGCGAUUCGGAUUUGCAGCUGGAGCGCAUGAACGUGUACUUCGAUGAGUCGGCCGGAGGCCGCUACGUGCCGCGCGCCGUGCUGAUGGACCUCGAGCCGGGCACUAUGGACUCUGUCCGCGCCGGCCCGUACGGCCAGCUGUUCCGCCCGGACAACUUCGUUUUUGGCCAGUCCGGCGCUGGCAACAACUGGGCCAAGGGCCACUACACUGAGGGCGCCGAGCUGAUCGACUCCGUGCUUGAUGUGUGCCGCAAGGAGGCGGAAAGCUGCGACUGCCUGCAGGGCUUCCAGCUGUCUCACUCCCUCGGUGGCGGCACGGGCUCCGGCAUGGGCGCGCUGCUCAUUUCCAAACUGCGCGAGGAGUACCCGAACCGGAUCAUGAUGACCUUCUCGGUCAUCCCCUCCCCCCGGGGGUAG